Molecule: messenger RNA, 398 nt
Organism: Heterobasidion irregulare TC 32-1
Lineage: Eukaryota; Fungi; Basidiomycota; Agaricomycetes; Russulales; Bondarzewiaceae
Exons: 2
Biological process (GO): respiratory electron transport chain
Source: RefSeq, a predicted model, not a curated record
CCAUGUUCCGCCUCACCCGCCCUCUCUUCCAACAAGUCUCCAAGCUCUCGACGGGCAUCACAGGCCUCGCCGUCCACCGCAAUCCCCUCCCUGAACUGACUCGGACUUACGAAUCGACGUUGACCGCCCUAUCAUCCCUCCCUGAGACUUCGGUCUACCGUCAGGGCACCGAAGCUCUUACGCUCCGGAAACUCAGCAUCGUGCAGGCGGCGAACGGGGAUAUUGCUCAGGUCGAGAAGGAGCUGGAUGAGGGGCAAAUAGAGGAAGCGUUGCUGAUCGCGCAUGACGAGCAUGCCCUCGUUGGCAAGAUGGCAGAGUGGAAGGCGUGGGAGCCACUGGAGGAAAAACCAGAGCCUGGGCAAUGGGAAUAUUUUGGCAAGACCUCGACAGCCUCAUGA